AUGAGUUUAGCGCAGGUGCAGGCAUACUUGAGCGCGCCGUCGACGGCAGCACGCCUCGACCAGCUCUCUCUCCGCGAGCUCAAGGCCAACGUGACCGCGAACGACCAACAGAUGGAGAAGCUCAAGGCGCAGCUACAGCGCGAUCGUGCGAGAGAAAAGGCCGACGAAGUGCGCGCGCUCAAGGUGCGGCAGCAGCAAGCGCUGCUCCAGAAGCAGCGCGAGGACGACGAGAUCGAGGCGCUUCUCAUCGAGAUCGAGCGGCGCAAGCAAGACGAGCUCCAAGCGCGCUUGAGCCAGGAGCAGAUCAAGCAAGAGCUGCAUGCGCUGGAUCUCGCGGGCAUUGCGUCGCUCGAAGAUGCGAGAAAGUGCGACUUGGUCGAGCUCCAGAACGCCAAAGAGGCCCUGCGGCGCAAGGAAGAAGCAGCGCUGCGAGACAUUGAAGCCCUCGAGAAGCGCGUGAAAGACCAAGUACUUCUUCCUACAUCGGAGGUCCCUUGA
Messenger RNA from Saprolegnia parasitica CBS 223.65, 498 nucleotides. RefSeq lists its product as hypothetical. NCBI's taxonomy places the organism in Eukaryota, Oomycota, Saprolegniomycetes, Saprolegniales, Saprolegniaceae. The record is from RefSeq and is a predicted model, not a curated record. The transcript has 2 exons. Bases 1 to 498 code for a protein of 165 amino acids.